GCGACGUGCCCGUGCUCUUCGUGGUGAGGCAGAAGGAGGCCGUGGUCUCCUUCCAGGUGCCGCUGGUGCUCCGCGGCCUGUACCAGCGCAAGUACCGGUACCAGGACGUGAGCCGCACGCUCUGCCAGCCCCAGACCAAGAUGGAGCAGGAGACGCAGCACUUCUACGUGGACGUGUCCACGCUGUCCCCGAAGAACACCUCCUACCAGCUGCGGGUCACCCGCGUGGAGAACUUCGUGCUGCGAACAGACGAUCGGUUCAGCUUCAACGCCACCGCAGCCCAGCCACAGUACUUCAAAUACCAGUUUCCUGAGGGAGUGGACUCGGUGAUUGUGAAGGUGACCUCAGCCAUGGCCUUUCCCUGCUCUGUCAUCUCCAUCCAGGACAUCCUGUGCCCUGUCUACGACUUGGACAACAACGUGGCCUUCAUCGGGAUGUACCAGACCAUGACGAAGAAGGCAGCCAUCACGGUGCAGAAGAAGGAUUUUCCCAGCAACAGCUUCUACGUGGUGGUGGUGGUGAAAACUGAGGACGAGGCGUGCGGCGGGGCCCUGCCCUACUACCCCUUCUCCAAAGAUGAGCCAAUGGAUCAAGGCAACCGGCAGAAGACGCUGGAGGUGGUGGUGUCACCUGCCAUAACCUCGGAGGCCUACGUGAGCAGCGUGCUCUUCUGCCUGGGCAUCUUCCUCUCCUUCUACAUCAUCACGCUGCUCAUCGCCUGCUGGGAGAGCUGCUGCCAGCAGCAGAGGAGGAAGGGGCUCCUGGCGGCCAUGGACUCGCCCAGCCUGGACACAGAAUCUUUACUGGGGCACAGCCAGAGCAUCCCCGACUCCUUCCUGGGGCAUACCCCCUACAACGGCUAUGGUUACGGCUCCUUCGAGAACGGCUCCAGCGCCAGCACCGAGGGCAUCACAGACAGCAUGGGCUCCACAGAAGUUUCCUAUGGAUACACAGGGGACCGGUCGCUGGAGAACGUGGCCAGCCGGCCCCGCCUGGACUCGCUCAGCUCCGUGGAGGAGGAUGACUACGACACGCUGGCUGACAUCGACUACGACAAGAACGUCAUCCGCACCAAGCAAUACCUCUACGUGGCCGACCUGGCGCGAAAGGACAAGCGGGUCCUGCGGAAGAAAUACCAGAUCUACUUCUGGAACAUCGCCACCAUCGCUGUCUUCUACGCACUCCCUGUCAUCCAGCUCGUCAUCACCUACCAGACUGUGGUGAACGUCACUGGCAACCAGGACAUCUGCUACUACAACUUCCUGUGCGCCCACCCGCUGGGGAACCUCAGCGCCUUCAACAACAUCCUCAGCAACCUGGGCUACAUCCUGCUGGGCUUGCUCUUCCUGCUCAUCAUCCUGCAGCGGGAGAUCAACUACAACCGGGCGCUCAUGCGCAAUGACACGCACGCCCUGGAGUGCGGCAUCCCCAAGCACUUCGGGCUCUUCUACGCCAUGGGCACUGCCCUCAUGAUGGAGGGGCUGCUCAGCGCCUGCUAUCACGUCUGCCCCAACUACACCAACUUUCAGUUUGACUCGGGCAUCCUGCGCAGGAUUGUGCACGUGCUGUACACGGACUGCGUCCGGCAGUGCAGCGGGCCCAUGUAUGUGGAUCGAAUGGUGCUCUUGGUCAUGGGCAACAUCAUCAACUGGUCACUCGCUGCCUACGGCCUCAUUGUGCACCCCAACGACUUCGCUUCCUACCUGCUGGCCAUCGGCAUCUGCAACCUCCUCCUCUACUUCGCCUUCUACAUCAUCAUGAAGCUGCGCAGUGGCGAACGCAUCAAGCUCAUCCCCCUGCUCUGCAUUAUCAGCACCUCCGUGGUCUGGGGCUUCGCUCUCUUCUUCUUCUUCCAGGGACUCAGCACCUGGCAGAAAACGCCAGCCGAGUCGCGGGAGCACAACCGCGACUGCAUCCUGCUCGACUUCUUUGACGACCACGAUAUCUGGCACUUCCUCUCCUCCAUCGCCAUGUUCGGCUCCUUCCUGGUGCUGCUGACGCUGGACGAUGACUUGGACUGUGUCCAGCGGGACAAGAUCUAUGUCUUCUAGGCUGCCCCGGGCCCCUGCCCACGCAGGGGACUGCAGCCGCCGUGGCCAACAGGAGCGGCUCUGGGCGUGCUGCGGCACCGGCCGCGCCGCGGGGCCACCUCCCGCGGGGAGGGAUGCUUGUGCCGGGGCUCCUGCCGGCCGCUCCGUCCCCCUCCCCACCGCCAGGACGUCUGUCCGUCCGUGGUGCUGGAGAAGGUGGUGGUGCUGCGUGUCCGCGCUGCUGCGGCCUUUCCCCGGGGGGGAGGUGGCACCGGGCCUGGCGCCGUGCCUCGCUGCAGGGCAGCGUGCCCGGCGCAGGGCUCCCGGCCGGGCAGGGGCCGGGCCCCGCGUGCGCGCGGGUGCGGGGCUCUCUUCAGUGCCUAGGUAGUGAUUUUGGAGAGGUGGGCGCGAGGCGCGCGUCGGGCUCCUUCGCAGCUGCCGCUCGCCCUGGCAGGGGACUGCGGAUGCCUCCUGCGAGGGGCUGCCCCGCGCACCCCGGCUGGCAGCUCAGAGCCAGCGGGCAGACGGGUGGGCGGACGGACAGCCGGCAGAGCCGCCCUCCUGCGGAGGCUGCGGGAGAAGCCGGAGUGUCUUCUCUUUCGAUAUCUUAGCGAUAUUUUCAACUGGGGUUUUCUUUUUUUUUUUUUUUUUUUUUUUAAUUCACCCGUCCCCUGAACAAAGCUGCCAUGUGUUUUCUAUGACGGGUUCUCCCGGGAAGUGACAUGCAUUAAAGUGUCUGUCUGCACUUUA
Molecule: messenger RNA, 2780 nt
Organism: Rhea pennata
Lineage: Eukaryota; Metazoa; Chordata; Aves; Rheiformes; Rheidae
Gene: SIDT2
Product: SID1 transmembrane family member 2
Exons: 24
Coding region: 141-2051 (636 amino acids)
Biological process (GO): RNA transport
Cellular component (GO): plasma membrane; lysosome
Molecular function (GO): RNA transmembrane transporter activity; double-stranded RNA binding
Source: RefSeq, a predicted model, not a curated record